Messenger RNA from Monoraphidium neglectum, 378 nucleotides. RefSeq lists its product as hypothetical. The record is from RefSeq and is a predicted model, not a curated record. Bases 1 to 378 code for a protein of 125 amino acids. NCBI's taxonomy places the organism in Eukaryota, Viridiplantae, Chlorophyta, Chlorophyceae, Sphaeropleales, Selenastraceae. The transcript is spliced from 2 exons.
AUGGCCACGAUUCGCGCGUCGUCGGGUGGCAAGGCGUUGCGACUGUCGAGCAUCAGCAGCAGCUACACCGCAAGCCACCCUGAGGCCCCCUAUUGGCCUGGUCGCGACGUCAUCAGGCCGAGCGUUGACAAGGUGGCAGAGCGGGUGGCCGAGGCGGCCGCGGCUAGGGAGGCGCGUGAGAGGCGGGAGGCACGGGACAAGGAGGCCGCGCGGCGGGCCGAAGAGGCGGCGCGUCAGGAGCGUGACGCGGCCAAGGAGCGGGCCGCAGAGAUGCUGGACCAGGAUUACAAAAUGGCGAACGAGGCCGGCCCCACGCGCGCCAAGGGCUCCAAGGGAGGUGGCCGUGGCGGCGGCGGCGGCCGCGGCCGCGGACGCUAG